GUUGGGGAGGGGGGGGGUAGGUGUGAGCCGGGGCCGCAUCCUGCACAGUCAUAGCGUGAGCUGCGCCUCCGGGAACAGCCUCGGCGCCGCGCACCCGCCGGGGGACGGGGACAGCGGGGACCCCGCCGCAGCCCCAUGGAGCCGCAGCUGGGCCCCUACGCCCCCCUGUACCCCCCCGCCGUGGGGCAGCCCCACUGGGAGCCCCCCCCGGGCUCGUGGGCCGCCGCACCCCCCCGGGGCGAUGGCCCCCCCGGCCGCCUGGACCCCUUCUCCCAAGCCUUCACUGGCCACUUGCCCAACAAGGCCUGGGGGGCCGGGACCCUGGGGACCGGAGGGGUCACGCCCCCCCCAGGCUACCUGCCCCUGCCCUAUGGUGGCCCCCCCCAAGAGGAGUUGCCCCCCGCUUGCCUCUACCAGGACCUACAGCCCCCCCCCGUGCCCUUCCAGGGCCCAGCCCCACAGGGAAUGGGGGGGCCCGAGGGUGUUGCCGGACUCCUGGGCCCCCCCGACUGGGUGCCAUCCUACCAGGACCCCAACCGCUAUUUUGGGGGUGCUGAGCUGCCUUUUCCUGGGGUCCCCCCGCCAUGGCCGGGGGGGUGCUACGAGCUGAGCCCCCCCUGGGCAGGGGGCACGGCCCCCCCCGAGGCCCCCCCCAGCGAAAGCCGAGCCCCCCCCUACCGGAGCCGCCUGAGUUUGGGGGGGGGCCCCCCCCGGUAUCGCCCCCCGCCCAUGUUGGACCCGGGGCGGGGGGGGCCGGGGCUGUUUGGGGGGCUGUCGGCAGAGGGGGGCCCUGACCCCCAGCGCCUCUCUCCUCCGCAGAUCAACGUGGGCCCCAGCUUCCAGGCGGCCGUGCCGGUGUCAGUGGGGGGGGACUACGACCAGGACCCCCCCGGGGCGGCCACGCUGGCCUGGAGCCCCUGGCCCGGGCUGGAGGGGGACCCUGACACCCAACAGCAAGGUGAGACCCCCCCCUUUUCCCCGGGGGGGGGGUGUGUGUGUGUGUCCUGA
Messenger RNA from Chroicocephalus ridibundus (black-headed gull), 1008 nucleotides. RefSeq lists its product as uncharacterized. Lineage: Eukaryota; Metazoa; Chordata; Aves; Charadriiformes; Laridae. The record is from RefSeq and is a predicted model, not a curated record. The transcript is spliced from 6 exons. Bases 136 to 1008 code for a protein of 290 amino acids.